CCUUAAACCGGCAAGGGGCGGAGUGCGCCGAGGAGACAACCGGAUUAUACACCUCCUGUCUGGCGCUGGACGGCCGGUGGGACACUUCUCCAGAGGAUACUCCACGAUGACAACAGGGAAUCCGCUGGAGGAGGGCAGAGCUCCGGAGUAGUGCCGCGCACGCUGACCUUUAAACGCGACAGGUAUGAGAUCGCGAGGUGGGAGUGAAUCGCAGAGCCGCGCCGCAACAUGAUUCAGCUUCAAACUAGCGCUGCGCACUAGUGUGGAUCGGAGAGACGGGCGACACCGGGGAUGAGCCUCCUCUAAACUCCGCCGACUCGACUCGUGCGCUGGACGGUCGUUGACGCAGAGUGCGGUGCGCAACGAUGGCUACUCCCGCGCAGACGGAGACCAGGAAAUUUACGCGGGGUCUGGGUAAACCUGGCACGGCGGCUGAACUCAGGCAAAGUGUCUCAGAGGUGGUGAGGACGUCCGUGCUGGUUGUGAAACCCAAGGUCAUCGAGCCGCUGGACUAUGAAAAUGUAGUGUUGCAAAGGAAGACCCAGAUCCUUAGCGAUGUUCUUAGAGACAUGCUGCAGUUCCCCCUGGAGGACUUUGAGAUUUCAACUUUGAGGCGGCAAGGGAGAACACUCUACCCCACGGUGCCUGAAAAUGCAGAGAGGGGGGCCCAGAGUCUGUUUGUCCAAGAGUGCAUCAAGACCUACAAGUCUGACUGGCAUGUCGUCAACUACAAGUAUGAAGACUAUUCUGGAGACUUUCGACAGCUUCCACACAAAGUUUCCCGGCCUGAUAAACUGGCUGUCCAUGUAUUCGAAGUGGAUGAGGAAGUUGACAAAGAUGAGGAUACGGCCUCCCUGGGAUCCCAGAAAGGCGGGAUCACCAAACAUGGCUGGCUAUAUAAAGGCAACAUGAACAGUGCCAUCAGCGUCACCAUGAAGUCAUUCAAGAGGAGGUAUUUCCACCUAACCCAGCUUGGGGAUGGCUCUUACAAUUUAAACUUCUACAAGGAUGAGAAAAUCUCCAAAGAACCCAAAGGAACCAUUUUCUUGGACUCCUGUAUGGGUGUGGUUCAGAACAACAAGGUUCGGAGGUUUGCUUUCGAGCUGAAGAUGCAGGAUAAGAGCACAUACCUGCUGGCUGCAGACAGUGAAGGAGAGAUGGAGGAUUGGAUCAACACACUCAACAAGAUCCUGCACAGCAGCUUUGAGAUUGCCAUGCAGGAAAAGAGGAAUGGAGACAUUCAUGAUGAUGAUGAUCUUGGAAAGUCAGACAGUUCCUCUGGCAGCAUGGACAGCUUUCAGAGCACUAGAGAUAUAGAGUCUUGGAUGAGGAACGAGACCAGAUUGAAGCUGUUCACCCUGGACCCUGACACACAGAAACUAGAUUUCUCAGGUAUAGAACCGGAUGUGAAGCAGUUUGAAGAGAAGUUUGGCAAACGUGUUCUGGUGAACUGCAAUGACCUCUCAUUCAAUCUGCAAAGCUGUGUGGCCGAGAACGAAGAAGGACCAACAACAAACGUGGAGCCCUUCUAUGUCACUCUCUCCCUGUUUGAUAUCCAGAAUGGGAGGAAGAUCUCCUCUGACUUCCACGUGGACUUAAACCACUCGUCCGUGAGGGGCAUGGUGCCCAAUACCGACAGCCAGUAUAUGAACGGGGGAGGGGACACUCACCCUGAGGGGCAACGGUUGGUCCAUGGGGUGCCAGAGGCAGCCAUGCAGUAUCCCAGACAGGGAGUGUUCUCAGUAACGUGCCCUCACCCGGAUAUCUUCCUGGUGGCUCGCAUAGAGAAGGUGCUUCAGGGGGGAAUCAACCACUGUGCCGAGCCGUACAUGAAGAGUUCAGACUCCACCAAGGUGGCACAGAAGGUCCUGAAAAAUGCCAAGCUGGCAUGUAGCCGGUUAGGCCAGUACAGGAUGCCUUUUGCCUGGGCAGCAAGGCCUUUGUUCAAAGAUGCUUCAGGGACGCUUGACAAAAGUGCUCGCUUCUCAGCUCUGUACAGACAGGACAGCAACAAGCUGUCCAAUGAUGAUAUGCUCAAGCUGCUGGCUGAUUUCAGAAAGCCAGAGAAGAUGGCCAAGCUGCCUGUAAUCCUAGGAAACCUUGAUGUUACUAUUGACAGCGUAGCCCCUGACUUGACAAAUUGUGUUACCUCAUCCUACAUUCCUGUGAAGCAGUUUGAUGUCAGCGAGAAGGCCAACAUCUUCUUUGAAGUGGAGGAGUUUGUGCCGUGCAUAGCCAAAUGUUCUCAGCCUUUCACCAUCUACAACAAUCACCUCUACGUCUACCCGAAGGACUUGAAGUACGACAGCCAAAAGUCAUUUGCAAAGGCUAGAAACAUAGCUGUCUGCAUUGAGUUCAAGGACUCGGAUGAAGAAGAGGCUGUGUCACUGAAGUGCAUCUACGGUCGGCCUGGAGGACCCUUAUUUACCAAAAAUGCCUUUGCUUCAGUAUUACAUCACCAGCAAAACCCUGAAUUUUAUGAUGAGUUCAAGAUUGAGCUUCCAACCCAGCUCCAUGAGAAACACCAUCUGCUUUUCACCUUCUACCAUGUCAGCUGUGAUAGCAACAGCAAGGCCAGCACCAAAAAGAGAGACCUGGUUGAGACACAAGUGGGUUACGCCUGGCUGCCCUUGCUGAAGGACGGCCGGGUGAUCAUGAAUGAGAGUCAAAUCCCUGUGGCCGCCAACCUGCCUGCUGGAUACCUCAGCUGUCAGGAGGGGGCUGGCAAGCAUUCAGGUCCUGAAAUCAAAUGGGUGGACGGAGGCAAGCCUUUAUUCAAGGUGUCCACUCACCUUGUGUCCACUAUCUACACUCAGGAUCAACAUUUGCACAAUUUCUUUCAUCACUGUCAGAGUAUAGCAUCUGAAGCCCAGGUAUCAGGAGGAGAACUGGUCAAAUACCUGAAGAGUCUGCAUGCCAUGGAGAGUCAUGUAAUGAUCAAGUUCCUGCCCACCACCCUGAAUCAGCUGUUUAGGGUGCUUACCAGUGCCGCCCAAGAGGACGUGGCAGUCAAUGUCACCAGAGUCAUGAUUCACAUUGUUGCCCAGUGCCAUGAGGAGGGGUUGGAACACUACCUGAGAUCUUAUGUGAAGUUUGUAUUCAAGACCGAGCCAUACACGUCCUCCACCACCCGAACAGUGCAUGAGGAGUUGGCUAAAGCCAUGACUGCUAUCCUGAAGCCUUCCACUGACUUUCUCACGAGUAACAAGUUGCUCAAGUACUCCUGGUAUUUCUUUGAAGCCUUAGUCAAGUCCAUGGCUCAGUACUUGAUUGAGAGCUGUAAAGUGAAGCUGUCCAGGAAUCAGCGCUUCUCAGCAUCUUUCCAUCACACAGUGGAGACGUUGGUCAACAUGAUGAUGCCACACAUCACACAGAAGUACAAAGACAACCUGGAUGCCGCCAGGAACGCCAACCACAGUCUGGCAGUUUUCAUCAAGCGUUGUUUCAACCUGAUGGACAGAGGCUUUGUGUUCAAGCAGAUCAACAACUACAUCAACUGUUUUAUGCCUGGUGACCCAAAGACACUGUUUGAGUUCAAGUUUGAGUUCCUGCGUGUUGUGUGCAACCAUGAGCACUACGUCCCCUUAAACCUACCCAUGCCAUUUGUAAAAGGGAGGAUCCUGAGAUUUCAAGACCUCCAGCUGGAUUACUCGCUGACGGAUGACUUCUGUAAGAACCACUUCCUGGUCGGGCUGCUGCUCAGGGAGGUCAGUGCAGCUCUGCAGGAGUUCAGGGAGAUUCGUCAGAUAUCCAUCCAUGUGCUGAAGAACCUGAUGGUGAAGCACACAUUUGAUGACCGCUACACCUCCAAGAGCCAGCAGGCCAGGUUGGCCACCCUCUACUUGCCCUUGUUUGGUCUGCUCCAAGAGAAUGUCAACAGGCUGAAUGUGAAGGAAGUCUCCCCGUUCACCAUCAAUCACUCCAACAAUAAUGGGAGAGAAGAUUCCCUCCUUACCAACGCUUUGAUGACACCUCCCAGGUCCAGCACCUUUCUGGACACCAGCUUGCACAAAGAUGUUUUUGGAGUCAUCUCAGGCACCGCUUCACCUCACACGUCUUCCACCCCCAACAUUAGCUCUGUGCGCCAUGCAGACUCUCGCGGCUCACUCAUCAGCACUGACUCUGGCAACAGCCUGCCUGAGAAGAACAACGACAAGGGCAGCUCUCUGGACAAGAACCAGCCUGCCUCAACCCUGGGCAGCACCCUGCUGCGAUGUGAUAAACUGGACCAGGCAGAGAUCAAGAGCCUCCUCAUGUGUUUCUUACAUGUGCUUAAAAGCAUGUCUGAGGAUGCUCUGUUCACAUACUGGAACAAGGCUUCAUCUGCUGAGCUAAUGGACUUUUUCACUCUAGUCGAAGUGUGCCUCCAUCAGUUCAGAUACAUGGGAAAGAGAUACAUCGCAAGGAACCAGGAUGGGGCAGGACCCGUAGCACAUGAGCGGAAGUCUCAGACUCUGCCUGUGUCUCGUAACAGGGCAGGAAUGAUGCAUGCCCGCUUACAGCAGCUCAGCAGCCUGGAUAACUCAUACACUUUUAACCACACUUAUAGUCACUCGGAUGCUGACGUGUUAAAUCAGUCACUGCUGGAGGCCAAUAUCGCGACUGAAGUGUGCCUGACUGUCCUGGACACCCUCAGUAGCUUCAUUAUGGGUUUCAAGACACAACUGUGCUCCGACCACGGCCACAGUCCACUCAUGAAGAAGGUGUUUGAUGUCCACCUCUGUUUUCUGCGAAUCAACCAGUCAGAAACCGCCCUCAAGCAGGUCUUCACUUCACUGCGCACCUUCAUCUACAAGUUUCCCUGCACAUUCUUUGAAGGGCGUGCUGACAUGUGUGCCGCGUUUUGCUAUGAGAUCUUGAAGUGUUGUAACUCCAAGCUGAGCUCCAUUCGCAGCGAUGCAGCCCAUCUGCUGUACUUCCUCAUGAAGAGCAACUUUGACUACACAAGUCGCAAGUCCUUUGUCCGGACGCACUUACAGGUGGUGAUUGCUGUCAGUCAGCUGAUAGCUGACGUCAUUGGUAUCGGAAGUACCCGCUUCCAGCAGUCUCUGUCAAUUAUCAACAACUGUGCCAACAGUGACAGAACUAUUAAGAACACAGCUUUCCCAUCAGAUGUGAAGGAUCUGACCAAACGCAUCAGGACAGUUUUGAUGGCCACGGCUCAGAUGAAGGAGCACGAGAGGGAUCCAGAGAUGCUGGUGGACCUGCAGUACAGCCUGGCCAAGUCUUAUGCCAGCACACCUGAGCUACGCAAGACCUGGCUGGACAGCAUGGCCCGAAUCCAUGUAAAGAACGGAGACCUGUCAGAGGCGGCCAUGUGCUAUGUGCACGUUGCAGCACUUGUGGCAGAAUACCUGCGGAGAAAAGGCAUGUUCAAGCAGGGCUGCUCAGCUUUCCGUGUUGUCACUCCAAACAUUGAUGAAGAAGGAGCAAUGAUGGAGGAUGUCGGCAUGCAGGACGUCCAUUUCAAUGAGGAUGUCCUAAUGGAGCUUUUGGAGGAGUGUGCAGACGGACUGUGGAAAGCUGAGCGUUACGAGCUCAUCUCCGACAUCUACAAGCUCAUAAUCCCCAUUUAUGAGAAGCGCAGGGACUUUGAGAAACUGGCGCACCUGUAUGACACACUGCAUCGUGCAUACAGCAAAGUGACAGAGGUCAUGCAUACAGGCAAGAGAUUGCUGGGCACCUACUUCAGAGUGGCUUUCUUUGGCCAGGCGGCGCAGUACCAGUUUACUGACUCAGAGGCUGAGGGCUUCUUUGAGGAUGAAGAUGGUAAGGAGUACAUCUACAAAGAACCCAAAUUCACCCCUCUGUCUGAGAUAUCUCAGAGGCUCCUUAAGCUGUACUCGGACAAGUUUGGACAGGAGAACGUGAAGAUGAUUCAGGACUCUGGAAGGAUUAAUCCCAAAGACUUGGACUCUAAGUAUGCAUAUAUCCAAGUGACACAUGUGACCCCUUACCUGGAGGAGAAGGAGUUGGUGGACAGGAAGACAGACUUUGAAAAGAGCCAUAACAUCCGUCGCUUUGUGUUUGAGAUGCCUUUUACCAUAUCAGGCAAAAAGCAAGGAGGCGUGGAGGAGCAGUGCAAACGCAGGACUAUACUAACCACCACACAUUGCUUCCCCUAUGUAAAGAAACGUAUUGCAGUGAUGUAUCAACACCACACUGAUCUGAAGCCCAUCGAGGUGGCCAUCGAUGAGAUGAGCAAGAAGGUUGCUGAGAUCAAGCAGCUCUGCUCCUCCAGUGAGGUGGACAUGAUCCGUUUGCAGCUCAAAUUGCAGGGCAGCAUCAGUGUUCAGGUGAAUGCAGGACCGCUUGCAUAUGCCCGAGCUUUUCUGGAUGAUGCAUGUGCCAAGAAGUAUCCUGAUAACAAGGUCAAACAGUUGAAAGAGGUGUUCAGGCAUUUCGUGGAGGCAUGUGGCCACGGCUUAGGCAUUAAUGAGCGACUAAUCAAAGAGGACCAACAGGAGUAUCAUGAUGAGAUGAAAGCCAACUACAGAGACCUAGCCCGAGAGCUGUCCAUCAUCAUGCAUGAGCAAAUCAGUCCUGUGGAAGAUGGCAUGAAGAGCGUUCUUCCAGAUUCGCUUCACAUCUUUAACGCUAUCAGCGGCACACCAACCAGUGCCACCAUCCAGGGAAUCCCCAGCUCUUCCUCUGUGGUAUGAUGCUAGACUGGGUUAACCUUGCCCGAGGUGCCCCCUGUACUCGCCAACCAGGCAUGCCAGUGAAGCCAUACUGUCACUCCUAAACCGAAUCCUGCUUCUCUUCUUUCGGCUCAAAGGGAAACUGACAAAAGCACCGACAAGUCUCACCACCUCUCACCCUUCUCAGUGGACCAUGACCAAGGCAUUGGACCUUUUUAACGUAUACAGUAGCCAUGGUAACUGUGCUGGGUGUGGCCAAUUUCCGUUUUCUGUGAGAGUACUGAGGUGAGGCCUAAGGCCUGAGGGGACCGUGCAGGAGAGAUGAGAGGACACAGACCCUGCUCAAUGGCCAGACAUAAUGUGUGAAGAGACAAACCUGUCUUCUCCUUUACCUGUUUGUACUUAAAAGACUGGGCAGUUUUUCCAUGGAGACAUUCCUGUUGGGAUCUUUAAUAUGCAUGUCAUUACAAUUCACCCGCACCCUCUCAACAACCCAUUUUUGUUUAUUUUGAUAAUGUUUCACUUUGUGUUUUUUUAUGUACAGUAUUCCAAUUUUAUAAGCCACUGUAUUGAUGUCUUGAUGAACAGUGUAUGCUGCAUACAUCGACACUCAUCUCCCUGUACAUGAAGUUAUAUUUUUACAAAAAUGCUCAUUUGCAAAAGGGCCUCCUAUGUUAGCAUUCAACCUCGAAUCACUUCAAUGUCUUAGAGUGGAAGAGUUUUUAAAUAUUUAAAGCCAUUGCAUACCAAAAGUAUAUUCCAAGUUGUGUAUUAAUGUAUAUAUAAAAAAAAAAAAAAGGAGUGUGUGCAAUAUUUGCAAAGUAUCUAGCUGUGUGGGGCUUAUACACUGUAAAGAAAUGUUCACCUUCUUGCCAAAGCAAUGAGGUGUGGAACCAGACACUACGCCUACUAUGGGAGUAAUAUGAAGCUUUUACCAUUUUUGUGUUCAUUCAAAUGUUCAAGAAAUUGUUUUAUAUUUGGGCAGUAAUGGACUUUUUUUUUUUUUUAAUUUAACACAAAUUCACUGUUCUGCUGUAAACAGAGAUGUUCCUUUAUGCUUUUCUUUUAAAUAAAAUGCACUCA
Messenger RNA from Xiphias gladius (swordfish), 7724 nucleotides. Its product is annotated as dedicator of cytokinesis protein 9. The coding region runs from base 366 to 6662 and encodes 2098 amino acids. NCBI's taxonomy places the organism in Eukaryota, Metazoa, Chordata, Actinopteri, Istiophoriformes, Xiphiidae. Gene Ontology annotation, molecular function: guanyl-nucleotide exchange factor activity. Gene Ontology annotation, biological process: positive regulation of GTPase activity; small GTPase-mediated signal transduction. The transcript has 55 exons. The record is from RefSeq and is a predicted model, not a curated record.